Musa acuminata subsp. malaccensis (wild Malaysian banana) is the source of this 699-nucleotide messenger RNA. RefSeq lists its product as uncharacterized. The record is from RefSeq and is a predicted model, not a curated record. NCBI's taxonomy places the organism in Eukaryota, Viridiplantae, Streptophyta, Magnoliopsida, Zingiberales, Musaceae.
AUAUGGAACUCAUCUCCUCUUCCUACCUCUCCGCAUCUUAUGCUCUUUCUCCAUUCAACAUUUGAGAAGCUUUGACACCACAGAGAGAGAGAAGAGGAGGCAGGAAGACCAAGCUUCUCCAUCUCCUCGGAAAAGAAGAAAGAGAGAUCGAGAUGGGGAAUUGCAUCGAUGUACAGAAGCCGAUCUUGUGGGUGGACGACGACGACUGGGAGACGCCGGAGCCGGAGAGUCCUGUACAUUGUCGAGAACAGGAGAAGGCUGAGAGAGCAGCUACCGGCCGAUCCGCAGAACCACCACCGGCGAAGGAAAAACAAGCGGUGGUGGGGUCGUCCGAGAUCAAGAUCAAGAUCAGCAAGAAGCAGAUGGAAGAGCUGCUACGUCAAGUGGACGAGAAAGGAUUGUCGAUCGAGAAGGUUCUUGCGGACCUCGUGGUGAUAGGUGAGGUUUGUCUUGAGAGCAGGGAUGGCCAUUGGAGACCCAACCUGCAAAGCAUACCCGAGGUAUCGGAAUAACCACAACCUUAGCGCCAGGCACAACAACAACAAUGAUGAUGAUGGUGAAGACUCUGUUUGCAUGUGUUACUCUUACAAGUAGAUGUAAUCCUUUUAUUCCCAUUCCUCCCUCAAAGACCUUAUACUGUAGAGAAGUUGAUGGCAAGCCAGGAGAAAUGGGCCUACAAGGAUUUUUUUUCCGCUUUUA